Messenger RNA from Staurois parvus, 299 nucleotides. The record is from the annotation of a GenBank genome assembly. NCBI's taxonomy places the organism in Eukaryota, Metazoa, Chordata, Amphibia, Anura, Ranidae.
UGGCACAUGGCAGAGUGUGGCGAUGGAGACAGCAGCAAUGGGAGGCCGUACAGGGACCCAUGGCACACUCUGGACCUGGCAGCAGCAUGAGGAGGCGGUACGGGGGCCCAUGGCAGAUUACGGGCCUGGCAGCAGCAAUGGGAGGCCCGUAAUCUGCCAGCACCCUAUGACAAAAUGGAACCCACCAGCAGUGUGAGGAGACCUGAAAGUGGCACAUGGCAGAGUGUGGCGAUGGAGACAGCAGCAAUGGGAGGCCGUACAGGGACCCAUGACACACUCUGGACCUGGCAGCAGCAUGA